CCGGAACUAUGUCAGCUGGUACACAGCGGUUGAUUUAAACGUUGCAGACAUGAUGGUGGAUUUAAACGAAGCGAGUGUGCUUUGAAGUUUGAGGUAGCGGUUGUCUUCAGCGUUUGGUUGGAAGGUUACAUGCUACACAAACACAUGACAUAGGUGAUCGACCGCAGACAUGGAUAACGUGCAUGUCGCUAUUCGUGUGCGUCCCUUAAUUCAAAGGGAGAAGCAAGUAGAGGCAGCGACACACUGGAAGGCAGACACUCACACAGUCGUCCAGUUGGAUCAAAGAGGGAAGGCCUGUAGGAAGGAAUAUGUGUUUGAUCGUGUAUUUGACUCUAGCGAGACAACCAACGAUGUCUAUGAAGAAAUCGCGCAGCCUAUUGUGGUUGAAGCCAUGGAUGGCAUUAAUGGCACCAUCUUUGCCUAUGGACAAACCUCCAGUGGUAAGACGCAUACCAUGAUGGGUGACAGUCGUGCACCUGGCAUCAUCCCCUGCGCUAUACAGGAUAUCUUUGACAGCAUUGAAAAUACCCAAAACCGUGAGUUUCUGCUAAGAGUGAGCUACAUGGAGCUGUACAACGAGGGCCUUUGUGAUCUUCUCAGCAGCGAAAAGAAACCACUCCAGAUCAGAGAGGUUGAUAAACGUGUGUUCGUCCAUGACUUGACUGAACAAGUUGUCACUCAGCCUGAAGAUGUGCUUCAACUUCUCAAGAAAGGAGAGGCUCAACGUCAUUAUGGUCAGACAGACAUGAAUGAACGGAGUAGUCGCUCACACACAAUAUUCUGUAUGAUCAUUGAGUCAAGGGAAAGAGCAGACAGGAAACGAUCCAUGGAGCUAGCUGUAAAAGUAUCCCAUCUGAAUCUGGUGGACCUAGCAGGCUCUGAACGUGCCAACGAGACCAAAGCGGAAGGCGCCCGACUGAAGGAAGCCUGCCGCAUCAAUCAGAGCCUUCACCAACUGGCCAUGGUCAUCAAUAAACUGAGUCAGGGAGCCGAGUUCAUCCCCUUCAGGGACUCCAAGCUGACCAGGAUACUCCAGAUGUCUCUUGGGGGUAACGCCAAGACGGCUAUCAUCUGUACCAUCACGCCGGCCUCCAUUGAACAGACACACAGCACUCUUCAGUUUGCUAGCCGGGCCAAAACAAUCAAGAACAAACCUCAAAUCAAUGAGGUCGUGUCUGACGAGGCCAUGAUGCAGCGGCAGAAGAAGGAGAUCCAAGAACUCAAGAGGAAGGUCCUGGAGUUGGAGCAACAAGGGGAAUUGUUGGAGGAGAAGGCCAGCCUGCAUGAGCAGCAAGAACAGAAGAUCAAGUUGCUGGAGAAGAUGAUUCUGGUCUCGGGCGGGGCCGGCAUCCCCUCCGUCAUGCCAGGCUCGGAAACGAAGAAAGCCAAAUACAAGCGCCGUCAGACAUGGUGCCCUGGUAUGAACCGCCUGCCCCUCCUGCCACUUUCCAAGCCGGCCGGCCCAGCGGCGGUAGAGGAGGUGUCCUUCAUAUCGCUCCCACCCUCCUCGGCACUCAAGAGGACCCAUGAUUCCUCUGACGGAGGCGAUUUGUCAUCUUCACCCCCCGUUAGUCCAGUUGCCUCCAUCUGCAGUGAUGAUUUCUCCCAAACCAAACAGCUGGAGUUCUUGGAGGACAUUGAGCAAAAUCAGAACACGGAAGAAGAUAGCUUCCUGGCCCCACUGCCCCUUAGCCCGCAGAGAAUCAAGAAGAAAAGGCGCAGGGCACACGUCCACUUCUCCAUGCCUCUUGACUCGGACACAGUGGAUGCAGAGUGUCAAACUGAGCCAUCAGAGGCACAGACUGACAGUGAAGGAACAGUCAGUGGAAUCAUCCGUGAAGAGCAGACAGUCAUCUCCGAGCUGAAAGACAAGGUCUGUGCUCUGGAAUCCACCAUCGUCACCUUGGAAGAUGAGAAAAGGAGUACCUUACAACUGCAACAGGAGAUUGAUCAAUCAAAGAAAUAUGCUGAGGAUCUGCAGAACAGAAUCGUAGAGCUGGAAAGCACUGCUACAGCCAGGGAAGAAACAGCAGAAGCUACAGCAAAUCUGUCAGAGGCUCUUCAAGCAUCAAAUGACCAAUGCAGCGAGCUGAAGCAACAAGUGGCCUGCCUUGAAGGAAAACUAGCCAGCUUCGAGGAAGAAAAAGCCACAGUGUUCCACUUGCUGAAGAACCAAGAGGCCUUGGAACAGGAAUGCAAGGAGUUGAGGGAGAAGGGCGAAGAGAUGGAGAAUGAGAUCAAAAGUCUUGAAGAGGAAAACUUGAUGGUGAAUCAGCUGUCAGAUGCUUUGUGCCUGUCGGAGGAGAAAGUGGCUGAACUGGAGGGGCAAGUGAAAGAUGCAGACUGCAGAGUGGCUGCGCUGACCAAAGACAUCUCCGAGUUAAAGGCUCAACUCGAGGAACAACAAGGUUCCUCAGUUAGCGCCGCCCAUGAAUCCGAGCUGGAAAUCCUGGCCCUGAAGUCGCAGUUGCAGGAGCAUGGUGAUGCCCUCUCAGCAUCCUCACAGCAAUCGGAGGCUGAGGUAGCCGGUUUGCGGGAGACCAUUGGGGAGCUGGAGGCAGCUAUCUCCAGUCUGAGGACAGAACGGGAGGAAUUGUCGGCUCUCCCGCAGAGUCUCAAAGCAAAGGAGAUGCAGCUGGAGGAGCUCUGCCAGAUGUACCAACAGGCUGAGGAGACCAUUGCAUCAUUGAAGCAGGAGAAGGCAGCAAUGAGACAGGAGUUCGACCAACAAAAUGACACAAUUGACCAGAGCACAAAAGAUACCAGUGAGAAUAUAGCAAAAGUGAAAGAACUGGAAGAAACAAUCCAGUUGCGGGAUGAAGAGCAGGAGGUUGUGAACCAACUCCUCGAGGAGCAACGACAGGAGCUGGAGACGAUCAACCAGAACCUAGAAAGGCAGCGGGAAGAGGCCGAGAAACAGGAGCAAGAGGCUGCCCAAAGGAUAGCAGAGCUGGGAAAGCUCUUGGAGGAGCAGCGCCAGGAAGUGGAGACCCUUAAACAUGGCCUGCAGGACCAGGGCUCGGAGGCUUCAAGUCGGAUGCAGGAUUCUGCUGCCACCAUUGCUGCCCUGACACGGCAGCUUCAAGCUCUUGAAAGGAAGCAGGGAGCUCUGGCUGACGAUGGCCAGGCGGCCUCAGCUGAGGAGCGCACGAGAGAGUUUGCUGUGCCUUCAGAGAAUGACUUGGAGCAGGCUGACGAAAAAGUAAAAGAGCUGACCAUGUUACUUCAAGUCCGACAAGAGGAGAUUGACACCCUCAACACCUUCCUACAUGAACAGGCCAAGGAUGCUGAAGAGAUGAGAAGCCACCAUGUGGCAAGGAUUGCUGAGCUGACAGCGCUCUUGGAGGAACAGCAGGGCCAGCUGGCGAUGUCUGAGGCAGCCUCGCAAGGCUGCUUGGACAGCGGAGUGGGGUCAUCACUGGCCGAUGAGCUGGGGACUCAGGAAUGGAAAGCAAAGGCAAGACGGACUGAGUCCGACCUUCUUGGGUCCGUCCAACUUUGUGAAGACAUCAUGGAAGAGAAGAGUAAAAUCGCCCUCCAAAUGAAUGAACUGCAAGAGGAGUGCAGCAGCCUUAAGGAAUCACUCAGGGUCAAGGUGGCAGACUUACAGUCACUACAAGAACUCCAUGAAUUCAUCAAGAUGGAAGCUACAGUGACCAAGGAACAGGAGAUGGAGUAUCAGAACAACAUCGAAGAGCUCAAGAAAGAGCUUGCAGAUCAAGGGAAGACACUGGCAGCACAGUUUCGUCAAGAGAUACAAGACCUGCAGAAGAAGCUCAGCACCAAAGACAAAGUUUUGGAGGCUCAGUACCAACAGGACAUUGACGAACUCCUUCACAAGCUCCGGGAAAAGAACCAGAAGGUGGAUUCUCUGCAAGAACAAAACGCAGGUCUGGCCCAAGCUAUCGGCCAAAAGGAGCAGCUAGCUGAAAGUCUUCGAAGGCGGCUCAGCGACUUGAUACGCCCCUUGGAUGCUGUGGAUGAAAGUGCUGUGAUGCAGAAGUUGGCUGAAGAAGUUCCGGCAGCUGGAGUAGAUAUAGAUGAAGGAACUCAAACAGAGCUAGGCGAAAGGGUAUGUACCGUGCAAAAGAUUGUUGGAAGCUCAGAAGAGGCCACUCAAGUGACGUUGGAAGAUUUUGGAUUCCAUGCUAUUGAAACAUCAUCUCAGACAGAAGCUGUCCAAGAAAAGAUGACAGAGUCUGCAGAGGCAGCCGUCCAGCCAGAGGUCCUUCAACUGAAGCUAGUAGAGCUUGAAGCUAGGGAGGCAGCCCUUAGGCGGGAAUGUGAUUCCCUGACGAUGACCAUCAGCAGCCGAGAUCAGGAGAUUGAGGUUCUCAAUGAGAUCCUACAGGAUUACGGACAGGAGAAGGAUGGUGAGACAGACGACACAGCCAAAAUUGCAGCCUUUGUUCAGCGCAUUGAGGAACUAGAAGAAAAGCUCAAGGGUUCCACUUCCAACCCCCAAAUUGUGCCACUCACAGAUACCAUAGAACAGCCUGUUAUUGAUCAGGCUUCAACAGAUGAGAAUAAAAGUCUUGCAGAUGCCCUCUCCAGGAGUGAAACUCUCCGUGAAGAGCUCCACAUAAAAGUACAAAGUUUGGAGGAAACGUUAGAAGAAAAAGAAGUCGGUGCCAGUACUGAGCUAUCGCAUCUGCAGAAGGAGCUUGAAGUCUUGACAGAGAAUAAUUUGUCUCAGUCUGAGAAAAUAACGGCAGUUCAAGCCUACUGCAGUGAGCUGGAGGCAAAGAUUCUUGUGGUGAAUGGCAGUGAGCAAAAGGACUACAAUCAAGAGAUUCAUCUUGCAACUGAGGCUCUAGAGCAGCAGUUACAAGAGCAGUUGGUCUCGCAGAAGGCAGAAUGGGUCCAGAUUGAAGACGAGCUCAAGGACAGGAUAAAGCACUUGGAGGAGCGUGCUGAGAAACUCAGCCAAGAAAAUCAAGACUUGUUAGAGUUAAAGUCUGGAGAGUCUAAGCAGGUCAACAGUGAAGUUGCAAGUGAGAAGGAAGCCUUACUUGAAGAGCAAAGAGUCCUCAGGCAAUUCUUGAAGGAGAGCUCAAACAAAGUGAGAGAGCUGGAGGCAGCAGUGGCUUUGAUGGGCAGCCAAUCCAGAGAGUCAGCUGAAACCAUCAAGAAUCGAGAUGAUGAAAUUGAGAUGCUGCGCCAAGUCCUUGGGGAACAAGAGGAGCAACUGGAGGCCACCAGAAAUGAUAACAAGGUAUCAGUUUCAAGGAUAAAAGACCUUGAAUGUAGGAUUGAAACCAUGCACCAGAAGAUUUCUUACCGAACAGUGGAGAAAAACGAGGAAGACGGUGAAAUUUGCAGGCUUCGCGGUAUUCUGGAGGACCAAGAAGAACUGUUGCGAACCAAGGACAACCAAAAUGUUGAGUCGCUCUCUAGGAUAGAGUACUUGGAAUCUGCCCUGGCUGCUAAGAGUACAAAGAUACAAGAAAACUCACAAGUGGAAGCUGAGCAGCUUGACAAAAUUCAAAGGCUGCAAAAUUGUUUGGAUGAGCAGGCUGACCAGCUGAGGUGCAAAGAUGAAAUGUGCAGCAAGCUUGGGGAAAAACUACGAGAUCUGGAGAGAGUUUUGGCAGCCAAGAACUCUAAAGGCACUGAAUGGGAAGCAAUAAAAUUAAAGCAGGAGGAAGAGAUUCAGGUGUUGGAGCAGGAGCUGAGGAGCAAAGAUGAACUGUGCACUGAGCUGUCAGCAAAACUGCUAGACGUGGAGAGGGUCGUGUCAGCUAUGCACUCUGAGAGCCCUGAAUGGGAAGCAGUAAAAUUGAAGCAGGAGGAAAAGAUUCAGAUGUUGGAGCUUGAGCUGAGGAGUAAAGAUGAGAUGUGUGCCGAGCUGACGGCAAAACUGCAAGAUGUGGAAAGGGUUGUGUCAGCCAUGCAUUCUGAGAGCCCUGACUGGGAAGCAGUAAAAUUGAAACAGGAGGAAGAAAUUGAAAUGUUGCAAUGUGAGCUGAGGAGCAAACAGGAAACGUGCGCUGAGCUGUCAGCAAAAGUGCAAGACCUGGAAAGGGUUGUGUCGGCUAUGCACUCCGAGAGCUCCCAGCAGGAGGAAGAGGUACAGAUGUUUGAGCGUGAGCUUAGAAGCAGGAAUGAAACGUGCGCAGAGCUUGGGGCAAAGCUACAAGACCUGGAGAGGGUUAUGGCAGCCAUGGACUCCAAGAGUGCCGAAUGGGAAGCGGCAAAAUUGAAACAUGGAGAAGAGAUCCAAAUGUUGGAGCGUGAGCUUGAUGACAUGGGUGAGGAAUACAGCCAACACAAGAACACUUAUGCUGCCCUGCAGAGAGCUUCCAGAGACCAGCAAGCUAGGAUCAAGGAACUGGAAGCUGUCAUCACAAAACAGAAUGAGGAGAUCAAGGUCUUCCGAGCCCUGCUUGACGAGCGCAACCAGAAGGUCCUGAAUCACGAAGAUAGGUACUACGAGAUGUUCACCCAGGUCCAAAAUCUAGAAAGUGCCCAGUCAGUCAAGGAGCAGACCAUCUUACAACUGGAAGAUAGAGUCCAGCGUCUAAACGGAGAGCUCCAGCAAGUUUACACCGCUCUCUCAGAUCAAGAAAAAGAGCUUCAAGCUCACUGCUCAGAGCUUAAAGAGCAGCUCAAGACUGGGAGAAAUUCUCUCAGUACCAAGGAACAGCAAAUGAAGCAGCUACAAGAAAUGGUAAACCAGAGAGGCCAAGAAAUCUCAUCCUUGCAGCGCCAGUUGGAUGAAUUUUGCCAACAGAAGAACGGGUUUCUCACAGAUGUUUCUAAGAAAGAGGAAGAGUUCCGCAGCAUGCAGAGGGCCCUUCAGGACUAUCAGAGUCGAGACCAGAGCUCGGCCCAAGAGAUCAAGGCCCUUGAAGUCCAGGUGCACCAACUGACAGAAGAGUUGGAAACAGCGAAGGCUUCCACAAAUGAACCCGAAGAGGUAGAAAGACUCCAGAAGGAAAAGAACGAAAUCCAGUCCCAACUUGACAAAAUCAGCCGCAAGCUGCAAAGGAAGGCCACAGACUUGACCAACUUGGCCGACACGUACGACGGCCUGAAGCUGACCUGCUGCGAGUUGGAAGAUGAGUUCGAAGAAGAGAAGGCUCAGCAUGAGCAAACCAAAGUCAAGAUGGAAGAAGCCCAGGCCCGGCUAGCUAGGCUUGAGGAACUGGAGAAGCAGAGCCUGAGCGUGGAGGAGCUAGUGAAAAGCCACAGGCAGGAGAUCGCCACGAAGAAUCUGCGCAUCAAUGAGCUAGAGACGGACCUCCUGAGGGGUACCGAUCCGCUGGAGGAUAAGAUAAGAUCUCUGAGAUCGGAGGUACAAUACCAGGAGCGCAAAGUACAGCAGUACAAGAAGGAACUGGAGAAACUCCGCAGCGAACAGUCCCAGCAAGCUCAUGAGACAUCAAACAGUGCAUCAGCGACGGUUCCAGAGCGAGCGCCGGAAGCCACAGGGGGCUCCGGCAUCAUCGAGAGCUGCGCCAUCUUUGCCAUGAAGGCAGAGAACCACAAACUGACCAAGUCCCUGGAGAAGGCUAAGAGGGAGCUGGAACACAAGGACAUGAAGUACCAUGACCAGGUUUCCAAGAAAACGGAGGCUGAGCAAGAAGCCCGCUACUGGAAGGACAAAGCCCGAUCCAUGGCUAGUCAUCUCAAGAGGGCACCGCCAAGCCACGUGACCGACUCGAGUGUUUCAUCACCGCUAAAAGAGCUAGAUGCCAAUGACCCAACCAGCCAUCAAGCCCUCCCCAAGAGAACCCGGGCCGGUGAACCGCCCAGAUCCAAGUACGUCGAGAAGAUCCCUGGCCUGCAGCGACCAGCAGUAGCAACAAAGGCUUCCCAGCAGCAGCAGCAGCAGAAGCAGCAGCAGCGAGAAGACAGGAACUGGCUGACCAAGGCGGUUGCAGAGAGAGACGCUAGUGAGACAGGCAGAGGUGCUGAUGACGACCCUCAACAAUGUGCCACCCAGUGAAAAACAAAACACCUGUUCGCACCAACCAUCCCAAAUUAUGCAAAGUCUAACAAGGCACCGCGUUAGUAUCUCUCUACAUGGGGCUGUCUAUAGCCCCUUCCAAGUUUAAGUCCAAUGAAUGUAAAGUUGAUGUCCUGUUCAAUGGAAGAUUUGGGAGUCCUGAUGAAGGUUCCAUGCCAAAAAGCUGAAGCAGUCAGGGCUUAUCUCUGUUCCACUAAAGAGGUUCCCCAAUAGAAUAGCAAAACUUUGUGUAGCCUCAGCCAGUUUUACUAUGUACAAAAAUUACAGUUCUGUAGUUUAUUUUAACUCGAGGGUGCCAGUACCCUGUUUUGGGGUAUUUUUGAAAUAUUUAUGAAACAUAUCAACCCUGCCUAACAAUGGGAACGCAUGCGUGGUCCGGACUUGUGGAGUCAGGUUGUGACAUAAUGGUACUUUCCCUGUUGUCAUCUUCUGUGACUCAGGUUCGAAUCCCUCCCAGUAGGACAUCAUGUGGCUGGGCGUUUUUAGUCCUCUAUCAAUGUUGUAGAAAGUGUAGCUAUCUGGGAUUACAAACAAAUAUCUCACAUCUUUCUGUGUUUUUGAAAAUAAAUAUGAAUGUACAUAAUGUUUGUAAAGAAUAAAAUGCUUCAGAUUUCCGCCGUAAAAGGAUCGACAGUGUGUGCAUGUGUCAAGUACAGCACAAUCGCUGAACAACACAUUGAUCUGGACGGAGACUUGCAGAUGUAGAUUUUUUAUAUAGUAGCCCAUUUACAUUGUAUCUUUAAGCUAAAGAAAACAGAACUGUAAGUUUUUUUUCUAUGUAUAAAAAGUUGCCUUUUUCUGUGAAUAUCAAGUAUAUUCUGUUCCACUUUCGACACCAAAAAAAAAACCCUAAGAGAUUAAAGUUGAUGUCAUUAUUGAUUUGUGUGAAUUUUGAUAACGUAUAAAUUCAUGUACAUGUGCACGCUUUCUGUUUCAAUCAUAGUCAAUUCCAUACCAUCAAGUUAUUUAUUUUGGGUUCUGUUUUUGCUUUUUUUUUAAUUUAGCAAAUGUAAAUAAAAACCUUUGCACUAAA
This is a messenger RNA of Patiria miniata (bat star), 9005 nucleotides long. RefSeq names its product centromere-associated protein E-like (gene cenpe). Gene Ontology annotation, biological process: microtubule-based movement; mitotic cell cycle. Gene Ontology annotation, cellular component: microtubule. The transcript is spliced from 26 exons. Gene Ontology annotation, molecular function: plus-end-directed microtubule motor activity; ATP binding; microtubule binding. The record is from RefSeq and is a predicted model, not a curated record. Bases 170 to 7951 code for a protein of 2593 amino acids. NCBI's taxonomy places the organism in Eukaryota, Metazoa, Echinodermata, Asteroidea, Valvatida, Asterinidae.